Messenger RNA from Closterium sp. Naga37s-1, 3930 nucleotides. NCBI's taxonomy places the organism in Eukaryota, Viridiplantae, Streptophyta, Zygnematophyceae, Desmidiales, Closteriaceae. The record is from the annotation of a GenBank genome assembly.
AUGGCGCCCGCGGCUGACUCCGCUCCGCCAAGGAGCACUCCCGCGCAGCCGUCUGAUGCGCAAGCCUCCGCCGCUGCGGCGGAGCCCCCGCCCGCGGAUUCCCCGCCUCCACGGAUUCAAACCCUAGAGGACUUUGUAAAAGUUCACGAAAUGUUGUUACUCGCGACAGGGUUACCUCGCGAGCUCUACCCGCGACUGUUCGAGAAGAUCAUGGCGGAAAGAUUCGAUGCGGGCAGCAGAUUCGCGAUCGAGGAGGUGGAGGGCGGGCGGCAGAGGCGCGUCGUGCUGACACCUGGCGGGCAGGGAUUGGACGCGCAGGGUGACCUUCUUCCCCCCAUCCCUUCCCCCACUUCUCCUCCCCUCCUCUCGCAGCUGGAGAGCCUUGAUCCACCCGCCCCUUCCCCCUGGGACCCCGCAUCACACAAUCCCCCACACUCCCCCUUCUCCCCCAUCCCUUCCCCUCAUUCUUCCCCCUCCUGCCGCAGCUGGAGAGCCUCCCCAAGCUGGCGGCGCGGAUGGCGGCUCUCAUGCGCCGCUGCUCCUUUUCUUCUCCCUCUGACCCACUCCCCCCAUCCCUUCCUCCACUUCUCUCCCCCCACUCUUCUCGCAGCUGGAGAACCUCCCCAAGCUGGCGGCGCGGAUGGCGGCUCUCAUAACCUGGUGGGUCUGAGCCUCUGGGGUAACCGCCUCACGGACGCUGCUCGAGUGGCCUCCCUGCUCUCUCCUCUCACCUCCCUGCAUGCGCUCUGGCUCAACGACAACCCGUGUGCUGCCACCGAGUCCGCCGCUGCUGAUCUGAGAAACGCCCUCCUUGAGUCUCUCCCCAAUCUCGAGCUGUUCAACCGCCACUUCACCCGCCGCUAUUCCACCUGGGCGCUGCUCUUCGCUGCUGACGUGGUGGGCCCUAACCGUGCCACGUUGGACGAUGACGUGGCGGCUGCUGAGCUGGCGCGGUUGACUGAAGUUGACUUGUCUGACCGGGGGAUCGUGGAGCUAAAGCAAGAGGUCUUCUCCCCAUCGUUCCUCCCUGCCCUCGCCCAUAUCAACCUCUCUCACAACCCGCUCCCACUCUCCCCACUCGCCCCCAUCGACGCCUCUCGAGCCUCUGUGCUGCUGCCCCUCGCCUUGCUUCCCUCGCUGCGCUCUCUGCAACUUAUUGCUGCUGCCCCUCACCUCUCCACGAGCCCCUUCCACUUUCCCCUUGCAUCAUCCUCUCCUCCCCGCUCUCUCUCCUCGCAGCAUCCUCUCCUCCCCGCUCUCUCUCCUCGCAGCAUCCUCUCCUCCCCGCUGUCUCUCCUCCCUCAACGUCACCUCCUCUUGCCGCGUGGCUUCCCUUCCUUCUGCGCGCUUCCCCAUUGGAUCUGGAAGGAGUUCUUCCCUUUGUUUUUCUUCCUCAUCGUUUUCCGCUUUGACCCUGAUCAAGCAGCUCUAACUUUCGCCCCGCCCACCUCGCUUUCCAUUUCCACCACCCCUUCCCCCACCACUCCUCGUUUGCCCUGUCAUUCCCAGGUGGACCUGGAAGGCCCCUUCCCCUUCGACCCAUAUGAUGCAGCUUCAACUCUCCCCCGCCUCUCCUCCCUCAAUGGCGCUCCGCUUCCCUCCUUUAUGCGCGGAGGUUCCUGGAUGUUUCCUCGCCUGCCAGCCUGGCAGCCUGGCACGCCAUUGGUGGAUCGAGUGCUGCUUGCCAUGUGGCGCCACGUGUGCAGCUACAAGCUCGCUACUGAAACACAGCUGGACGAGAGUGCUGUGUGGUAUGUGAUGGACGAGUUCGGCAGUGCCUUCCGCCACAGCGACCGACCCAACUUCCGCUGUGCGCCCUUCCUCUUCCUGCCUGAUGGCUCCUUCGCCUCUGCUGUCAGGUAUGGGGCGGGUAUAGUUAAAGGUGAGAGUGCGGUGUGCUCUCAGGUGAGCGUGGGGCUGUGCUGUCAGGUGAGCGUGGGGCUGUGCUGUCAGGUGAGCGUGGGGCUGUGCUGUCAGGUGAGCGUGGGGCUGUGCUGUCAGGUGAGCGUGGGGCUGUGCUGUCAGAGCCUCAGAUCUCCCCCCACCCACUCCCUCCUCCCUUCCUCAUGCACUGCUGCCCCUCCCAGCUACUCACUCGUGUGGCCGCGGGCAGCAGUGCAGCAGGGAGAGGAAUGUACGAGGGACUAUCUCGCCGGGGUGGGGGAGGAUUGCCUUCCUCUCAUCGCCUCUCGUCUCACGCAUUGCCCCUCCCUGCCCUCCCAUACCUGCGCAGCUGCGCUCUCCUCUCUGCUCACAUGGCUCCUCUCUGUUCUCCUCCCUUCCUCCAGCUACUCGCUGGUGUGGCCGCUGGCAGCAGUGCAGGCGGGGGAGGAGUGCACAAGGGACUAUCUCGCCGGGGUGGGGGAGGAGCAGCAGCGCUCCGCCAAGCUUUCUGCCUAUGAGCAGCGCCUGUGCAGGUUCGCAGCAGCGUCUGCAAAGAACGCAGAGGCAACCGCUCUUCUUGCUUGUGCCGAACCCGACAAUAAAGAGGACAACGCAGGAGGAGGAGAGGCUGGUGGAGCAACAGGCAAACCAGAGAAAGCAGACGAGCCGGAGAAGCCGGAAGCAGGGAAGCGGGUUUAUCGAGUGUUCAGCGAUCUUCCACACGUCCUCGACACACUCUCCCGCCCCGAAUGCACUUUUGUUGACGCACCCAGCGAGGCGGACAUCAUCUGGACAAGCAUGCAGGUGGACGAUGCGUUCAGAGAUGCGGCUGGGCUGAAGGAGAGGCGGGAGAAGGGCGGGCAGGAGCCGUUGGUGAACCAGUUCCCGUUUGAGGCAUGCAUUGUGAUGAAACAUCAUCUGGCGAAGACCAUCCAGCAGGUGCGUGGUGGAGAGGCAAGGGAGGGCGGGGAGGGUGGAGAAGGUGGAGAGGGCGGGGAGGGCCAAGGGAGCGCCAAGGGAGAAGUGAGGGCCAAGAGGGAGCAAAAGCCGUUUGAGGCAUGCAUUGUGAUGAAACGCCACCUGCCGCGGAUGACUCAGCAGGUGGGAUGGGAGACAUAUGGCAACACGUGCUACUGGCUUCAAUACACGUAUCGCAUGCACUCACAGUUGGCGGCACUGAGAGGAUGCUGCAUGGCUGUCUGCUCUCCGUCUCAUGCUGGCUCUUGCUCUGCUGGCUCUUGCUCUGCUGGCUCUUGCUCUGCUGGCUCUUGCUCUGCUGGCUCUUGCUCUGCUGCUGCUCUGUUGGUCCUCUGUUGUUGCUCUUCCAUGCAGGCGUACGGCAACACGCGCCCCUGGCUGCAAGACACGUACGACAUGCAGUCGGAGCUGGCAGCGCUCAUAGGGUGCUUCCAGCAGAGGGAGGCGGCGGAAGUUGCUGGUGCAGGGAGGCGACUGAUUGCCAGCUAUGAGGGCCGUGGGGCGCCUGAGAAGAAUGAGGACCCCGAUCUGGACAACACGUGGAUCUUAAAGCCCUGGAAUCUCGCGCGCAGCAUGGAUGCAACGGUGGCGCGCCAGCUGGCGCAGAUCGUACGGCUGGCAGAGACCGGCCCCAAGGUGGCCCAGAAGUACAUCUCCCGCCCCGCGCUCUUCCACGGGCGCAAGUUCGACCUGCGCUUCCUGCUGCUGCUCAAGAGACUCAAGCCGGUGGAGGCGUAUCUCUCCGACGUGUUCUGGGCUCGCAUCGCCAACAACAAGUAUUCUCAAGCAGAGGACUCCCUGUCGGACUUCCAGACACACUUCACUGUCAUGAACUACAGUGGUCACAAGUAUGAGCACGUUCCAACACACGAGUUUGUGCAGGCAUUUGAGCACGAGCACAGCGUGACGUGGCAAUCUAUCGACCAAUCAGUGCAGAGGAUGCUGCGGGAGCUCCUGGCUGCUGCUGUCACCGUCCAUCCCGAGAUGCAACCAGAUGACGACACCUGUCGAGCAAUCUACGGUGUGGAUGUGAUGCUGGAUGAUCACUUCCAACCCAAGCUUCUAGAG